Messenger RNA from Cherax quadricarinatus, 2221 nucleotides. Its product is annotated as UDP-glycosyltransferase UGT5. Gene Ontology annotation, molecular function: UDP-glycosyltransferase activity. The record is from RefSeq and is a predicted model, not a curated record. Lineage: Eukaryota; Metazoa; Arthropoda; Malacostraca; Decapoda; Parastacidae.
UAAAUGGAAAGAUUUAUAUAUUGUGCAUCAAUCUUUGGUAUGCAAAGUCAUAGAAAAAACUUUAUGAAGAUGUAAGGCAUAUUAUGCUACAAAAGUCAAGCUGUGGCACAUGUUUAUCUGGUUUACGAGGGUGGCCAGGGAACACUGUGUCGUGUUGUUGACCGGCUGGCGGUGGUGCCGUGUGUUGGACUUUAACAAUGGGUGAGCUUACGUGAGUAUUCCUGAGUCAGUGUCUGGCAGUAAGUGUGACUUCCAGUACAUCACACUACCAGAGUGCUUCAUCCUCCAGUUGGACCUCCAGUACAUCACACCACCAGUGCUUCACACUCCCAGGUUGGAUCACACCGAUAUUAUAUCAUUCAGCAGAAGAUAAGAAGAAUAUAGAAGUUAGGUCACAGCUCUUGGUCUCAUCAAGUGAGGGAGACUCAGUAAAACUAGAGACUGUUUGUGUCUUAGUGGAGAACUAAACCCGUCGAUUUGUGUAUCAUUGUGAAGCUGGACACAAAAAUAAAGAAAUAACCCGCUCGUAGAUGAAGCUAGCGAUUUUUUUCAUCUUAGUGGCUGCUGUGGUUGGUAGUACCACAGGAGAAUUAUCACCUCCUGAGAGAGUCUAUAAGAUCCUGAUGUUGCUCCCAGCCUCCUCCAGGAGUCACAGGAAUAUCUUCAUGCCUCUGGCUGAGGCUCUGGCUGACCGUGGACACAAGAUAGUGAUGUUGACCAACCACCCAAAGUCGUCCAAACAUCCUAACAUUCGCGAGGUCGACCACGACCUGCCACACUUCAAGGAGGACCAUAUAAACAUGUUCGACACUCGAAAUGGCUCGACUGGACUCAUACAGCUCUUCAAUACUGUUCUUCCAGCAAUGGCUAGAGACAUGUACAAAGUUCCCGUGGUGCUAGAACUUUACGACAGGAGGAAGGAAUUUGAUCUUAUAGUGGUAAAUCAUUUUUACAAUGAGCUUGCCUAUCCCUUCGUUCACGAGAUUCCCUUCAUCAGCCUCGCUACGCCAGGAAUGGACCCGCGUCAGAGCGCCGUUCUUGGUAAUGUCCUAAACCCUUCCUACGUCUCUGUCAUGCACGACUUGCCAAAACCCACAAACACAUGGGAACGUCUCCGCAAUGUUGUGUAUAGCAUUGGAAUGGCAUGGUUGUGGCGGAACUGGAACAUCGUUCCUCUAGUACAGAGAGAGAUCUCAGCACAGUUCCCGGAGCUGCCACCGUUGCUGGACCUGGAGAGGAACAUGAGUCUAGCGUUGCUCAAUAGUCAUUUUUCUAUCAGCACACCACUUCCUCUCCUGCCCUCACAGGUGGAGGUGGGCGCCAUGCACUGUCGCCCCGGCAACCCUCUGCCUCAGAAACUGGAGUCGUGGAUGACUGGAGCUGGAUCUGCUGGUGUUAUAUACUUCAGUCUGGGAUCUUUUACUCGCAGCACCUCAAUGCCGGUCCAGUACCGCGACCUCUUCAUCCAGGCUUUCCGCAGGCUGCCACAGCGAGUCAUCUGGAAAUACGAGGAAGAGCUGGAGGACGUCCCUGACAACGUGAUGAUCAGCAAGUGGCUUCCCCAGCAAGAUAUUCUUGCUCAAGGGAACGUGAAGGUGUUCAUCACACAAGGCGGCCUCGUCAGCCUGCAGGAAGCCAUCUACCACGCCACACCACUCCUCGCUCUGCCUGUCUACGGGGACCAGCCCAAAAACGGCAUAUUUAUAAGGAACUCUGGACUAGGAGACUUUCUGGUGUGGGAGGAGCUGACUCUGGAUAUGAUCGUUGACACUGUCACCAAAAUCUCUAACGACCCAAAGUAUAAAGAAAACAUAAUGAAGAUGUCAGUGCCGCUGAGGGAUCAACUUAUGACAUCCACGGAACUGGCAGUGUUCUGGACGGAGUACGUCAUCCGUCACAAAGGUGCGCCUCAGCUGAGGUCACCAGCGGCACAGCUCUCCUGGGUGGAGUUCCUCAUGCUGGACGUGAUCUUCCUCCUCCACCUGACUGUCUUCUUCCUCUACUUCAUAACACGUCGCAUCCUCAGAGUUAUCUAUGCUAAAAUCUUCAGCAGUGAUAUCAAGAUGAAGAAAAAAAACGAUUAAUAGUUCAUUUCUUGUAUUACAUGGAUUAGAAAUGUCUUCUAACAGGUAGAAGGUUUAGAAAUUUCCAACUAUUAUCUAUCUGAUUCAAUGUUUGGUAAUGGGACUUAUACUGGAAUCAUUAAAAUCUGAUAUAAUAA